AUGGAGUCCGUCUGCGGCAUUCGGCUCGGGCAUGGUCAGGUACGAGCCCAGGAAGCGACAACACAAGCAAGGAAGACAGAAAAAGAAAGAGAGAAAGAAAGAAAGAAAAAGGCAAAGCAAGAGAUGGGGUGCGGAGGCGGAGGAGAUGCUGACGAAGGCGACGAGGCGAAGGGAAAGGAGGAUGCGCUCGCAUCCAGUAGGCUCCUCGAUCCGGAAUUCAAGCCCUCCAAGCUGUCCCAAGAUCAGCUCGACAAGUUUAAGGAAUUGCACAAGAAAUGGCUACAAAUAAAGGAAAAAACAAAAUCCAAAGGAAAACCUAAAGGAAGAACUGGGGCGAAUACAAAUGUAGCCAAUGAUUCUAAAUUUAAUAAUAAGGAUAAAUCAAUUGAUAGUGCCGCAAUAGAUGUACAGCAUACAACAUCAACUACAGGAGCCCAAGCGAAUCUUGCACCGUCCCUGCCCUUGAGGAACAAAAGGAAGUUGCAUUGGGGGCUUGAUGUUAAAGAACGGUGGGAGAGGAAAGCAAACAUGUGAAUUUCUGAAGAUCAUUUAAAUUCUCAGAGCAAAG
Triticum aestivum (bread wheat) is the source of this 568-nucleotide messenger RNA. RefSeq lists its product as uncharacterized. Lineage: Eukaryota; Viridiplantae; Streptophyta; Magnoliopsida; Poales; Poaceae. The record is from RefSeq and is a predicted model, not a curated record. Bases 1 to 534 code for a protein of 177 amino acids. The transcript is spliced from 6 exons.